AUGUCACCUUUGGUUAGAUCAUUGCGUAACCUCAAUGCACUCCGGGACGCCAACACUGAAUUUGACUUUUCUUUUGACAGUUGGUCUACUAUCAAGUCAGCAUUAUUAUGUUAUUGUGAAAGUCUGACGGAUCAAUGGAGCAAUACUGUUUGCGCUGACAAUGAGGAUACUGAACGAAUUGACAUCGCCUAUCCUUCAAUCAGCGGUCGGCGAGUCGUAAGCGCGGCGCGUCGCCUAGCCAUAGCAUAUCCAAACAUAAUGGAACAACUUAUCCUGGUGGACACCUGUUUCAGGAGGGGGAGCCCGCCUGCUAGACCAGUAGAGGUACCUUCUGUGACUGCCAGGGAGCGGCAAACCAACGCGAUGUUGGUCAUUUUCGUGAAUAUAAUUCAUUUUUUCUCCCCGUCAUCGAAAAAUAAAACAGAAAAAGAUGGACGCCUGUUUGACAGUAAGCCGAAAGACGAGUCGGAACUUCGAAGGGACGUUUGGAUGAUGAACGUUCGUUGGGACGUUCUGGCACCGCUGGGAAUGAUCACAAACUACAAAGGAGAUACUGGUGCCAAUUCUAGCAAUAUGGAUAGUUCUUCAGAAGCCAUCAAGAAUUUUGAAGAAAAAUUAAUGCGAAAUGCUCAUAGAAAGACUUUAACUUUGUAUAGCAGUAGUGAAAGAAAUAGGAAGCAUAUUCAAUGUCAAUCCUGGUGCAACCCUCAAAGCAUAAUUUCCAAUGUGUCUUCACAAUUAAAAGCUAUACAAAAAGCUGAUAAUGUUGUUAGCACAAAACAUGCUCGAGGAGAUUUAACAAAGUUUAAAAAAUCCAACUUCCUGCCUGUAAAUAUGUUGACAGAGGAUAAUUUGGGUGCACAACAAUCGAGUCACGCAAAUAAAUUUGAAACUCAGUUUGAACUAGAUACACAGCUUAUGGAUAUCAUUGAAAAUGCUGAAGAGUUGGAUACUGUCAAUAAAGGCAUGACCCAAGAAUUUGAAAAAGCAUUUCACGAAAAUCACAGGCAAAUUGAAUGCAAUAGUGAUGGAAACUCUACUGAAAAGAAUGAAAAUCACACAGUCAUAAUUGAAAAUGUUGAUAGAAAUGAUAUUUGCAUUGAAGCAUUACCAACAGGUUGUACGGAUGCUGUUGCAAAUAUUGAUUUUAAUGAUUCAUUAGAAGAUGAAGUUCUACCAUGCAGUUUCGUGUUUAAACCUUUAAAGAAGUCUAACACUCCAUCACCAUUAGUGUUUGAUUUGAAUACAUUUGAAGAUUUUGAAAAAAUUGCGCUUCCCAUCAUAGAAGAGCACAGUGACAUAAAAUCAGCUAAAAAGUUAAUAAACUCCCAAAUUGUAGGAAGGGAAUUAAUUAUUCAACAUAAUGACCAACCUCAAUUCAGUAACGGGGAUGCUCCAAUAAGUCCUGUUCUUAAAUUAACAGUUGAUAAAUUGAAAAUAACUCCAGAUGAAGCUGCAACUAACAGCUUGACAACUAAUGGUAACAUACAUGAUAAUUCAAUCAUUGAAGAUGGUGUUUUCUUAAAAGAUGAAAUAAUUUUUAGUAGUGAUGAAGAGAGUGAUAAACAAUUACAAGAUCUACCUCUUACUUGUGCAUUAGAAACUUCUUUCUAUAAUCAAUCUGAAAUUCUUGAUAAAACUAUUUAUGUAGGUUUUCAAACAGCUAGUAAUAGAUCUAUACAAGUGAGUUCAGACUCAUACAAAAAAGCCAAAAGCUUCCUUGAUAGUUGUGAUGAAGAUGGAGAUGAAAAUGAUAAAGUUACUUUAACUGAUCUUGUAAACAUGUGCGACAGUUUCAAUAUAAAUAAUAAAGAAUUAGUUAAAGAUAAAACUAAAGCUAAGGAUACCAGCACUUGUUUCACACAGUCUUUAGUGGAGGCAGAUUUAGCUAAUCUCCAUGUGUCCAACGAAAAAACAAAUGAUUUUGAUAAAAAAAAUGAUAAAGAUUGCUUGCAAAAUAACAUUAUCAAAACUGUUGAUUUGAAAAAUUCAAAAUCUGAACCUAUUGUUAAUUUUAUGUCAAUUGAAUCUCUAAACAAUGAAAAUGGCAUGAGAAAACCAACAUCCCCAGUUAAAAGGAUAUGUAAAGAAUUUACAAUACCUAGUUAUAAAAAAAUUAAAUUAUCAAAUUUAGCAACAAGUGAACAAUGUAUCCUGGAUAUGAACCCAAAGGACAGCUUGGGUUCAGAAAACACAGUGGUGGAAAAUUGUAAAAAUGUACCUGUUAAUAUAGGCAAUAAACCUAAUAGUUUCAUAGAUACUUCACAUAUAGAUGAAGAUAUAAUUAACGAGUUUGCAUGUGAUAUGCCAGUUCUUGAGAAUAACAGUAAAUCAAAUGAUAUAGUGCUUUCUAGCUUUAAAACAGGUGGCAUGAAAAACAUCAACAUUUCAGAAUCUCCAUUGGCUAAAACAAAUAAAAUAUUUGAUGGCAUUGAUAUUAAUGAAAAAUUAGAUAACACUAGUACUACUAGUCUUAUACCAAAUAAUUUAAAUAAGGGUGGUAAAAGUAAGGAUAUGGAAAACUCAAAAGAUUAUACCAAUAAUAUUGUUUUCAAAACUGCAAGUAAUAAAAAUAUUGCAAUUACUGACGAAGCUUUUGCAAAAUCGAGGCUCAUUCUAGAAGAAUUCACUGAAUUUAUACCUGAUAGAUUGCAAGAUCAAUGUUUAAAUUGGGAUCAACCAUCAACAAGUAAAUUACAUGUUUGUGGUUUUAAGACAGCAAGUAAUAAAGAAAUAAAAAUUUCCAUAGAUUCUUUAGCUAAAAGCAAGCCUCUUCUACAAGAUAUUAUAGAAGAUGAUGAUGCUGUAUUUAAUAUAAAAUCUAGUAAAGCCUUGAGAAAUACAAAUCAAAGUCUGCCACACCCAGAUACUUGUCUUGGUUUUAGAACUGCUAAUAAUAAAGAUAUAAAGAUUUCUGAAGAAGCUUAUUCUAAAACUAAGCAUUUGUUUAAAGAUAUUGGUAUGGUUGAAGAAGACCGUUUGAAUGACGUUGAUGAAAACUUGGAAAAUAGAAAUACCAUUUUAAAGACUACUGAUGUAAAUGUUGAAAUACCGGAAGAAAAUAAAAAUCGUGAAUCACUUAAUGAUUCAAGUGGCAAACCCCUAUUUCAUGAAGACACUGUUAUGCUAAAGUUUUGUGGUUUAACAACUGCAGGUAAUAAGCCAGUGAAUGUUUCCGAGAAAGCUAUUGCUAAAAGUAAUAAACUUUCUGCCGAUUUAGAAUUCGACGAAUUUAAUUUCAACAACAAAGAGGAUUUUAAUUAUGGUAAGGGCCCAAGUAUUAUCGAAAAUGAAAUAUUGAGUGAUAAACAAAAAACGAAUCGCUUAUUGUUCAGUGAAAAUAGUACAGCUUUUUUGGGAUUCAAAAGUGCAAGUAAUAAAGAAGUUAAAAUAUCCCAUAAAGCAUUAGAGCAAAGUAAAAAACUUUUUGAUGAUUUAGAUCUAAACGAAUUUAACAAUAAGAACGAAGUAACCCAUGGUAAUAAUUGUGAUACGGUUUCAAGUUUUGCUAAAAACAAAACAAUACGUGUUAUAGAAAAUGAGAAUUGCGUACAGUGGAAUGAGAAUAGUACAGCUUUUCUGGGAUUCAAAAGUGCUAGUAAUAAAGAAGUUAAAAUAUCCGACAAAGCAUUAGCUCAAAGUAAAAAACUUUUUGCUGAUUUAGAUUUAAACGAUUAUAAUUUCAACAAAAAAGAAGACAAAACAAUUAGUGUAGAAGAAAAUGAAAAUUGCUUACAGCUGAAUAAGAACAGUACAGCUUUUACGGGAUUCAGAAGUGCGAGUAAUAAAGAAGUUAAAAUAUCCGAAAAAGCUUUAGCUCAAAGUAAAAAACUUUUCAGUGAUUUAGAAGUUGAUAGUCACAUUGCUGAUUAUAAAAACCCUACUUUUAAAAACAUUGAUAUCCAACCUAGCAAAAAUUCCACUGCAACAGAAGUUUGCAAAGGCUUUCAAACAGCAAGUAAAAAACCAAUCAAAAUAUCAGCUCAGGCUUUGUCUAAAAGCAUGAAAUUAUUCAAGGAUAUUGAUAAUGACAAUGAUAAUUGCGAUUCCAAUGUAAAUAACUCACAAAAUUGUAUAAUCCAAGCAAAUUCGGAUAAUUCGAUCGCAUAUAAGGAACCGGUUUUUAGAGGAUUUCAAACAUCAAGCGGGAAACCGGUGGAAAUAUCAGCUGAAGCACUAGCAAAAAGCAAAUCAUUAUUUAAAGAUAUUGAGGAUAACACAGUUGAACAAAAUCAAGAUAAUAUUAGAAUGCAAAAGUUUUCAAACAGUAAACGAGAUGUCCCAGCAAAUGAUGAAAUAGUUACAACGAGCAAUAAAUUCUCUAAUAUACAUGAAACGGAGAAUAAUGUUGCGAAAGUAGAGGAAAAACCUAUUGGGUUUUGUGGAUUUAAAACCGCUAGCAAGAAAAAAGUUUUGAUAUCUGAUCAAGCAUUAGAAAGAAGCCGUAAAAUAUUUCAAGAUAUAGAUAUGGAUGGUGGACUCGAAAAAACCAGUGAUAGAAGAGCACUUGGAUUUUGCGGAUUUGAAACUGCUAGUAAGAAGAAAGUUUUGGUAUCCAAUCAAGCUUUAGAAAAAAGCCGUAAAAUAUUUCAAGAUUUAGAUAUGCCUGGAGGACAAGGAAAAACUGUUGAUCCAGCACUGUGUAAUGAUAAGGAAAAUCAAAGUAAUAGAAUCCAAGAAACACAUUCAAACUUUAAGUCCGUAAAUAACGAUGAUGGAAAAGUGUCUGAAAAUGUUAUGAUCAAGUCAAAAAGACUUUGUACAGAUUCCGCACAAAAAAGUAAUAAAAUCCAGUCUUCGAUUUCUAAUAAUAAACCUCAAAAUAUUUUUGAAAGACUAAUAGAUACUCAAGUUAUGCACAAUUUCGAAGAAACAUUGUGUACUGAAGAUUUUUGUAAAGAGACCACUACACCUAAGAAUAGCAAACGUUCUGGGAGUCCUAUAUUAUCUUGUCCCAAAGCAAAAAAGCGGAAAAAGUUUGAGACUCCAUACAAGACCAAUGUUGUUACAAAAGGAACUGCUAUCCCUAACAUUGGUUCUGUUAUUGAUAUAGUGGAUGAAAGUGUUAUGCUAUUUAAUGUGGAUUAUAAGAAAAUGAAACGAUAUAAACUAAAAGAUUUAGCUGAAGCAGAAAAAAACACCGGAAAGUUCGAUACAAGUUCAUUUGCUUACUUUUCUCAAUUUAAUUUUGAUAAAUUACUAAAUUUUCAAUUUAUCGGAAAAAGGAAUGACUUGUCAGAUAUUGAUAUGUCAGUAGAAGAUGUUAAGAAUUUGUUUUUGAGUAUGGUCAAUAAGAAAUUGGUACCUGAAGGUUGGUUAGAUAAUCAUUUGAGGUUGGUGAUUUGGAAACUAAUAUCUUACGAAAUGAAAUUUCCGAAUACAUUGUCUGGUGUUUGUAGUGUUAGAAAUUUGUUGGAUCAGUUGAAAUAUAGGUAUGAUAAAGAGCUUUAUAAUGCUGAAAGGCCUGCCCUUCGGAAAAUUUUGGAGAAAGAUGAUAUUGCGUCGAAAACUAUGGUACUGUGUGUAGCUGCCAUUUAUGUUGACGGUGUAAGUGUAAGCAGCAUUACCAACAAUACAGCAAAUGUGGAACUUUUACUAACAGACGGUUGGUACUGUAUCAAAAGCACCAUAGACAAAAUGCUGACAAAACUUGUCUAUGAUGAGAGGAUUACUAUUGGUUGUAAAAUCAUCACGAACGGCGCUGAAUUGGUUAAUUGCGACCAAGGAGUUGCUCCUUGGGAGGACACAUCUUGUGUUCGUCUCAAGAUCUUCGGCAACUCCACGCGGCCGGCGCGCUGGGACGCCCGCCUAGGUUACCAUGGCAACGCCGCCAUCUUGACGCAGCUGUCAUCUGUCAAAGUCGAAGGCGGGAAAGUGUCCAAAAUGCGCUUGUACGUCACUAGGGUGUAUCCCGCGCUGUACGUGGAGAAAUUCGAAGAUGGCAGCACUGUCACUCGUUCAGAGCGGCUCGAGUCACUUCACCUAUUGAAAUACGAAUCGGAGAGGCAGCUGAUUAUCGAAAAGUUGUAUGAAGAGGUGGAGAAAGAACUAUCAGACCAGGAGUCUCAAGAUUCUGAAAGUAGCUAUAAUGAUAAAAGAAGAAGGCUGUGCAUCAGCUCUGAAUUGAUUACCAGCACUCAAACCAGAUCAUUGGAGGAGCGUUCCAAUAAACGCCGCGAUAGAAUGAUCCAGAACAUUGAGAAGAGAUUGCAAGAGAAGAUGGAGUCGCAUGGAGUUAAUGUGAACAGGAACGUUGUACCGCUCCUGAAGAUUAGAGUGGCUGCAUUCAAGAAAAGUUCUAAGGAAACCACGAAAGGUCUUCUAUCAAUAUGGAAGCCCAAUGAUGCAAUAGCGGAGAUUAUAAGGGAAGGAGUAUGGAUGGAAGUUUUAAACGUUGUGCCUACAGCAAUAAGGUACGGAGAAAUACAAAUAUCGGCUGGCAGAAACACCGUAUUCCGAGACAGCAAGUAUACGGAAACCGACGAGAUGUUGCCAUACACAAAAUCUCUGAAAAGAAAGUGUUACCAUAUAAAAGAACUAGCUAAAAACCCAAUCAUGAUCACGGAUUACAACGAAAUCGACACUGUAGGAUUUAUAUUCCAAAUAGAUCCACCUACGGCUAACUUUGAUCAUACUAAGCAGCCAUUUCAAAACUUAUAUCUGACAGAUGCAGAUAAACACAUAAUCUGUGUCAAUUUCUGGGGAGGUUUGAAAAAGUUUGGAUACCAAAACGUUUUAAAUACCGGCCAAGUUAUAGCCUGUGUAAAUUUGCAAAAAAGAUCUGGCAACUCCAAGAAAACUAUACCUCAUUAUCGCGUGACAGAGUUCAGUUAUUUCACGAAAACUCCCAAGCAUUUGGAAGCCAGAAAUAUGCUGGAAGAAUUAGAGAAAAAAAUGGCUGUAUUAGAUAAGAGAAAAUAUUGCCAGGAGUGUCUUGUUUUGAGGAAUAACUUCAACAAGAUUUCGGGUUUUAACAACGAGAAUAUUUCGCCGUACAGAAUUAACAAUAAUCAUAAUUUAACUAGAAACAAAAUAUUUAUCGACUCGCCGUUGGCAAAUAAACCUGUCGACGACAAUUUGAACCUUACGGGCCUCGAUUUUGAGUCUACAUUCAAACAGGAAGAAAUGUCUCCUCAACAGUUACUACGUAAGAAAAAAGUCAAUGAAAAGAUAGCAAAAUUAAAAAUGUACGGAGAACCGCCACCUUUGAGUCCUAUACACAUAAUCAACAAAUCCAAGAAUGCCUUCAACUCUUUCAAAAGUCCUUUAGCCACAAAUGACAAUGUUGCCAGUUUGAGAAAAUUAGCAGAAAAUAGUAGGAAAAAUGAAGACUCUGCCAUACAGUCUAGUCCUAUUUUGUGUAUGAACCGUACUUUUGUGAAAAAAGGGAAUCCUGUCCGAUUGAAUUUUUCGAAAGUUCAAGAAGAUAAAGCUGAUGAGAAAGAAGUUGAUCAUUUUGCUGAAGAUUUUGAUGCAAGUCCGCCUUUGAGUUUGGAUUAAGUUAUUAGUAUCUA
Chilo suppressalis (striped riceborer) is the source of this 7514-nucleotide messenger RNA. The record is from the annotation of a GenBank genome assembly. NCBI's taxonomy places the organism in Eukaryota, Metazoa, Arthropoda, Insecta, Lepidoptera, Crambidae.